Messenger RNA from Candidozyma haemuli, 723 nucleotides. Its product is annotated as RNA polymerase II subunit B1 CTD phosphatase. Gene Ontology annotation, cellular component: cytoplasm; nucleus. The coding region runs from base 1 to 723 and encodes 240 amino acids. Lineage: Eukaryota; Fungi; Ascomycota; Pichiomycetes; Serinales; Metschnikowiaceae. Gene Ontology annotation, molecular function: RNA polymerase II CTD heptapeptide repeat phosphatase activity; RNA polymerase core enzyme binding. The record is from RefSeq and is a predicted model, not a curated record. The transcript has a single exon.
AUGCUCGCUCCAAGCGAGGCAUCGUCGCUACAACUCAAGAUAGCCGAGUUGGUGUUGGACCACACGAUAGACAUUCUGCUUCUCAAGUUUCUCAGUCGUUUUCUUACUCAGUCUUCGUAUGAUGAGCUUGUGGAAGAACGGAACAUUGAGCAUCAAUGUGGCUACCCAUUGUGCAACAAGUCCCCACAACAUAAGGUUCGCCGACUCUCUCAUGGGAGCAAUGGCUCUUGUGUGGAGACAUCAACUCGGUAUCAGAUAUGGAACAGGAAACCUCUGAUGAUACUUCCUAAUACGUACUUGUCUCAAUAUUGUUGCAAGGACCAUUACCAGGCGCUGAUGUUUUACCGUAAUCAGCUCUCGCAAGAAGCUGUAUUUUCUCGCAAAGACAUUACUGUCAUUCCACCGUUUGCAACGGUGGAUAGGCCAUGGUACGAGAACAAUAUCACUUGUCUAGAAGAAGUGCUUGCUAAGCACAGAGAGCUCAAGGAACAGGGCAAGUCGCUCACGGAUGUAAUCGCGAUGAUGAGCGGCUUAUCUGUUGCUGAUGGCAACGACAAGGAGACUUCUGACCUAGCCAAGUUAAUUGAAGAUUUCGACAUUGUCGAACACGAAGGAGGCAUGAACAGCAAAGACAUACCACAAGAGCCCGACAGAGAAGCGGCAGCUAGGGGCAUUGAUGGCUACAUCACCAAUGGCCACAGCCUAGGCGGCUAUAUGGUAUAA